Cottoperca gobio is the source of this 3569-nucleotide messenger RNA. RefSeq names its product vac14 homolog (S. cerevisiae) (gene vac14). Gene Ontology annotation, cellular component: PAS complex; endosome membrane. NCBI's taxonomy places the organism in Eukaryota, Metazoa, Chordata, Actinopteri, Perciformes, Bovichtidae. Bases 430 to 2796 code for a protein of 788 amino acids. Gene Ontology annotation, biological process: phosphatidylinositol biosynthetic process. The transcript has a single exon. The record is from RefSeq and is a predicted model, not a curated record.
GGCAGCCAUGAGCCGAGACAAUCCCUGCCGGAGCUCCGCCGACUUUUCAUCCAUCAGUUUACAGACAUGGCCAUUUUCUCUAUGAUGGAGAGCUUUGUGUGAAAAGAGAUGCUAGCUGUAACAACCAUCUCCACAAGAACAACAGUAUGAAUACAAUUCAAGAAGCGACACCGUAUGAAACGCAUUAGCUGUAUCGGAAGCUAAUGUUAGCUAACGGUACUCGCAAAGCGGGACCUAAGUAUAUGUAACAACCGUCACGUGUUUCCGGCGGAUGUCACCGGUCAGCUGCGUUGUAUUACUGCAAGGCUUCCUGGUUCCCGAGUGAAACCGCUGUGUUUUCUCUUAUAAAUUAUCAUAAAUGCAGACUGCUUUCGUUCGUAUUAUCGUAGAUUUCAGGAGACGGGAUCCGGUACAACUGUAGCCACGAACAUGAACACGGAGAAGGACUUUUCGCCUCUGACGCCCAACAUUGUCAGGGCUCUGAAUGAUAAACUGUACGAGAAGAGGAAAGUCGCAGCUUUAGAAAUUGAGAAACUGGUGAGGGAGUUUGUGGCUCAGAACAAUUCCACUCAAAUUAGACAUGUUAUUCAGAUCCUGGCCUCGGAGUUUGCGCUUUCCCAGCACCCUCACAGCCGGAAAGGAGGUCUCAUUGGACUGGCAGCUUGCUCCAUCGCCCUCGGCAAGGACUCCGGUCUGUAUCUGAAGGAGCUUAUUGAGCCUGUACUCACGUGCUUUAAUGACUCAGACAGCCGUUUGCGCUACUAUGCCUGUGAGGCCCUCUAUAAUAUUGUGAAAGUAGCCAGGGGAGCUGUGCUGCCUCACUUCAACCUGCUCUUUGAUGGUCUCAGCAAGCUUGCAGCAGACCCUGACCCUAAUGUGAAAAGUGGAUCUGAACUCCUUGACAGACUGCUGAAAGACAUUGUGACAGAAAGUAACAAGUUUGACUUAGUGGCGUUUGUCCCCCUGCUCCGAGAGAGAAUCUACUCCAAUAAUCAAUAUGCUCGGCAGUUUAUUAUUUCCUGGAUCCAUGUUCUGGAGUCUGUGCCGGACAUCAACCUGUUAGACUACCUCCCUGAGAUCCUGGAUGGGCUCUUCCAGAUCCUAGGAGACAACAGCAAGGAGAUCCGGAGGACGUGUGAGGUGGUGCUUGGAGAGUUUCUGAAGGAGAUUAAGAAGACACCCUCCAGUGUGAAAUUUGCAGAGAUGGCCAACAUCCUGGUAAUCCACUGCCAGGUUGCAGAUGAAACAAAACUCACAAAUGACCUAAUCCAGCUGACGGCUAUGACCUGGAUGAGAGAGUUUAUCCAGCUUGCAGGCAGAGCGGUUCUCCCCUACUCCUCUGGUAUCCUAACUGCAGUGCUGCCUUGCCUUUCCUACGACGACAGAAAGAAGAAUACCAAAGAAGCAGCCAGUGCCUGUAAUCACAGUCUGAUGAAGCUAGUGACUCCUGAGGACGAUGAGGAUGAGGAGAAAAGUGAAAGUACAGAGUCACCGACCAAGGAGGAUGGCCAGCCUAAGACGGAGGCUGACAGCAAUGAUAUGCUGAAUGCGUCACAAGAGUCUGUCGGUUUCAGUAAUAUCAGCUUCUUCACUCCAGCGAGUGCUGACAGGCUUCAGGUAACUCUGGACCUGAACGGUAUUGUUCAGGUGUUGGACCGGCACCUUCACGACUCUUCCACUGGCAUGAUGACUCGCAUCGCUGUGCUCAAAUGGCUCUACCAUCUCUACAUCAAGACGCCAUGCAAAAUGUUCCGCCACACAGACAGCCUGUUUCCCAUGCUGCUGAAAACAUUGUCUGAUGAGUCAGAUGAGGUGAUACUGAAGGAUCUGGAGGUGUUAGCUGAGAUAGCAUCAUCUCCUGCUGGCCAAACAGACCAAGUCGGCUCCUGCGACAGCACCGACAACAAGCUGGAGCUCAAGGUCCCAGACAGCGCCAAGCCAGGGCAGCAGCCCAGCACGGGCCCCAAAGCAGCGGAUUCGUCCCCCUCGACCCCCAACAUGAACUCCUAUUUUUACAAGUUCAUGAUCAACCUGCUGAAACGCUUCAGUCUGGAGAGGAAGCUUCUGGAGAACAGAGGAGCUUUCAUCAUCAGGCAGCUCUGUCUGUUGCUUCACGCAGAGAACAUCUUCCACUCCAUGGCUGACAUCUUGCUGAAGGAAGAGGACCUCAAAUUCGCCUCCACCAUGGUCCAGACGCUCAACACCAUCCUACUGACCUCAGCUGAGCUCUUCCAGUUACGCAACCAGCUGAAAGACUUGCGCACUCAGGAGAGCUGUGCUUUGUUUUACUGCCUGUAUCGCUCCUGGUGCCACAACCCCGUGGCCACUGUGUCGCUCUGUUUUCUCACACAGAACUACAAACACGCCUAUGAUCUCAUCCAGAAGUUUGGAGAUCUGGAGGUGACAGUAGACUUCCUGAUGGAGGUUGACAAACUGGUGCAGCUCAUCGAAAGCCCCAUUUUCACGUACCUGCGCUUGCAGCUCCUCGAUGUGGAGAACAACCCUUACCUGAUAAAGGCACUGUACGGCCUGCUGAUGCUGCUACCGCAGAGCCAGGCCUUCCAGCUGCUCUCCCAUCGCCUACGGUGUGUUCCCAACCCGGAGCUCAUGAGGACUGUAGAUGAGUCCAAGUAUAUGGACUCGAAACAGCAAGUGGUCUCCAAACGUGCUUCCCACAAUCAGAUGGAUUACAAUGAGCUGCUCCAGCACUUUGACUGCGUUCAGAGCAAACACCUGGAUGUCCGACACCAGCGCUCUGGACGUGCCUCUGAUCACCCCGACAGGAAGCUGAUGUGAAGUUAUCGUGCCAUAGUGACCGAGAGGAAGGUGAAAGAAAUAUGUUAAGGACAAAACAAUAUAUACAAUGAUUUCUAGAAAAGAUUAUGAAGAUGUUGAAGCCAAAAAGUAUUAAGUAAAGAAUAUGAUUAAAAACUGUCUUAUUAGAGCACUUGAAUAUACAUUUAAUUAACUUCAGAUUAUACACAUGCAAAUUAAAUGUAAGAUUUUGUGAAUGUAAAUACAAUCCCAUGCAUCAUAACUAGUGGUGGUGAUCAUUACAUUACCUGAGUUUCCAUCAUUCCAGCAGCUGAGAUCUUUCCCAGCUAAACUAAAUGUUCACAGUGUUAUAUAUAUUACACAGUAAAACAUUGCACUCUUAUGUAAUUGUAUGCCCAUGUUGAACCACAGUAUUCUCAUGGUGUAUCCUGUUGAGAAGUAUACUGUAUAUAGAGCAUCCGUUCAGGGUUGCCUUAAUCUUCUGUCAGCCAGAAAAGAAAUCUCACGUGUUGAGUAUUGACCCAGCUCAACUGAGAUUUUGAACUUUGGUAGCCAUGGAUGACUGAACUCUGGCACACAUUCUGGGGAGGCCGAUGUUGCUGCACCUCAUUUCUUUGUCAAAGCAGCUGAUCAGGAAAGUCACUUCACACAUCUCCAGGUUUUAAAUCCAUUUCUUAUAUAUUAUUCAGUUGAUAUGUAUUUCUCUUUGUACAGUGUCACUUUGUCUUGUAUUCUUGAAAAGAUAAUUAUGUCUUUGCUGUGUGAAAGUCAAUAAAGUAGACUAUGUGAUUACA